CCACCUGUGCCCAGCAGAUCACCCACCUGUGCCCAGCAGUGCACCCACCUGUGCCCAGCAGUGCACCCACCUGUGCCACUCUGCAGUGUCACACACCUGUGCCCAGAAGUGCCACCUACCUGUGCCCAGCAGUGCCAUCCACCUGUGUCCCACCCCACCUGUGCCCACCAGUGCCACCCACUCAGUGCAGCCCAGCAGUGCUGCCAGUCAGUGCCACCAGUCAGUGCCCAGGGGUUGUGCCAGUCAGUGCCCAGCAGUGAUGCCAGUCAGUGCCGUCUAUCAGUACCCCAUCAUCAGUGUCACCUAUCAGUGCCGCCUAUCAGUGCUGCA
Messenger RNA from Staurois parvus, 330 nucleotides. The record is from the annotation of a GenBank genome assembly. Lineage: Eukaryota; Metazoa; Chordata; Amphibia; Anura; Ranidae.